AUGGAGUACGACAAGCGCACCUACCUACAGAGUCGCCAUUACGUCAGCGGUAUAUCCUUCAACAGGAACUGGACGUCGUAUAGGGAUCGGUUCGGCGAUAUCUACAAAUCAAUCGAUAUAGACUUUUGGUGGGGGAUCGACAAUGCGUACUAUUUGACGAACAGUAAAUCGUAUAAUCUUGUCGUUCAGGUGGCUGGACAAGAUUAUACCGAUGUAGGAAAUAUUGUGUACAAGAACUUUGUUGUACAAAAAGAGUCUAACAAAUUCGCCAUGUCGUAUUCCUCCGUUUACAUUGUCCCUUUAGACCAGAUUAUCACUCUCUCUAUGAAUGGCAGCAUGACACUCUCCAACGGAGCACCGUUUAGCACCUAUGACCAGGACAAUGAUCAAUCUAUCGGAAAUUGCGCAGCAGUCCACAGCGCAGGAUGGUGGUUCAAUGAUUGCACCAAUUGCAACCCCAACAGUCGAUUGUGGCCCGGUGGCAAUUCAUCCCGUUUAGGUGUCGACGACGAAUUCUUUUGGAACGAUGGCCUGUACGGGUGGUCGGCAUGGGCAACGGCUCUUUGGUUUACUAGGUAA
Molecule: messenger RNA, 579 nt
Organism: Mizuhopecten yessoensis (Yesso scallop)
Lineage: Eukaryota; Metazoa; Mollusca; Bivalvia; Pectinida; Pectinidae
Product: angiopoietin-related protein 1-like
Exons: 1
Coding region: 1-579 (192 amino acids)
Source: RefSeq, a predicted model, not a curated record